This is a messenger RNA of Paralichthys olivaceus (Japanese flounder), 929 nucleotides long. The record is from RefSeq and is a predicted model, not a curated record. Lineage: Eukaryota; Metazoa; Chordata; Actinopteri; Pleuronectiformes; Paralichthyidae.
CAGUUCAAACGACGCUCAGUUGAGUGAUGUGUUGCUGACGAGUGCCCAGAGGUUUUUGACCUGUGACCCUGUUUGGUCGUUGUCAGUUCGUUCCUUUGGAACCGAGGACCGCCCCACCGACAGGCCCAUCCCUCCUCGAGAUGACACUUUCGAGUACAUCAUCUUCAGAGGCAGCGACAUCAAGGACUUGACGGUGUGCGAGCCGCCAAAACAAACCAGUUCUCUCCCUCAGGACCCCGCCAUUGUCCAGUCGUCCAUGGGCUCCAGCUCCUCGUCCUCGGCUGCCGCCGCCCCAACCCCGUUCCAGGCAGCUGGUUCCUAUGGACUCUUCAACCGGGCCCCAGUUCCUGCCUACAACCAGUUCAGCACCAGCCCCCUUGUCUCCCCUCAGUUUGGACCUGUUGGCGUCGGCCCAGUCCACAGCCCCACCCUGGACCCCCUGAGGAAGAGCCCCACCUUAGAGCAGGUGAUCCAGGCUGCUCCGUUAGCCCCGACCGCCGCCGCUCCGGCGCCUGGCCUGGGACGCAGGAGCCCCACCCACAUUCGCUCGGCUCCCCUCACCACGGGGCAGAGCAGUCAGAAGGUCCAGCACCAGGAUGGCGUCGACCCAAGAAGGGGUGAGACUGUCAGGGGAGGCCGCAGCAGCCAGGGCUGGUCCACGCCCCGAACCAUCUCCGCCUCUCACAUCACUGCUGUAGAUAGGGCUCCCCCUGCAGGCCUUACCCACUCUGUCUUCAGCCACUCAGCACCUGCCGGGGCACCGGCAAACCGCCGUGGGCGAGGAGGCGGCCACCGCGGCAGAGGACGCUUCAACGUUCGCCGGGACGGACCCAUGAAGUUUGAGAAAGACUUUGACUUUGAGAGCGCUAACGCCCAGUUCAACAAAGAGGAGAUUGACCGAGAGUUUCAGAGCAAACUGAAGCUGAAAG